Messenger RNA from Microtus oregoni (creeping vole), 772 nucleotides. Its product is annotated as coagulation factor XII-like. Gene Ontology annotation, cellular component: extracellular region. The annotation marks the transcript as partial. Gene Ontology annotation, molecular function: calcium ion binding. The transcript has 7 exons. NCBI's taxonomy places the organism in Eukaryota, Metazoa, Chordata, Mammalia, Rodentia, Cricetidae. The record is from RefSeq and is a predicted model, not a curated record.
AUGGGCUGCAGCGCCGCCCGGCCCGCCAGGCCGCGCCGCCGGCCGGGACCGCCCGCGAGAGCCGGAGCCGAUGGCGAUCGGCUCGGCGCGGCUCGGCUCGGCUCGACUGACCGCGCCGCGGCCUCCCGGGCCUCCCCGGCCUCCCCGGCCGCCGCCGCCCGCCGCGCACUCUGCGCCCCUCCCGGGCCACCGGCGCCACCUAUUGAUCUGCCCUCCUGGGCAGGCAGUGGGACCAUCGACGACAACAUGAGGGCUCUGUGGCUCCUGGGGUCCCUGCUGAUGAGCCUGGAUUUGACACUUUCGGCCCCACCAUGGAAAGGACCUAAGGAAUUCAAGCACGGCCUUGACGAGCCCACUGUGGUUCUCACCGUUGAUGGGAACCUCUGCCACUUUCCCUUCCUGUACCACCGCCGUCUGCACCACAGAUGCAUCCACAAAGGCGGGCCGGGCCGGUCCUGGUGUGCCAUCACUCCUAACUUUGACCAGGACCAGCAGUGGGGAUACUGCUUGGAGCCCAAGAAGGUGAAAGACCACUGCAGCAAACACAACCCCUGCCACAAAGGAGGGACGUGUGUGAACACCCCCAAUGGCCCCCACUGUCUCUGCCCAGAACACCUUACUGGGAAGCAUUGCCAGAGAGAGAAGUGCUUUGAGCCUCAGCUUCUCCAGUUCUUCCACGAAAAUGAGAUAUGGUUUAGAACGGGGCCAGCAGGUGUGGCCAGGUGCCAAUGCAAGGGUCCUGGCGCCCACUGCAAGCCGCUGGCCAGUCAGG